Molecule: messenger RNA, 723 nt
Organism: Stegastes partitus (bicolor damselfish)
Lineage: Eukaryota; Metazoa; Chordata; Actinopteri; Pomacentridae
Gene: mrpl58
Product: mitochondrial ribosomal protein L58
Exons: 7
Coding region: 12-599 (195 amino acids)
Biological process (GO): mitochondrial translational termination
Cellular component (GO): mitochondrial large ribosomal subunit
Molecular function (GO): peptidyl-tRNA hydrolase activity; translation release factor activity, codon nonspecific
Source: RefSeq, a predicted model, not a curated record
ACCAGUCCAACAUGGCGGCGUCCAUGGCGCUACGAUCUUAUUUACUUUGUCGUAGAGCCGGCUUAAACGUGAUUCCACAGCAUGCCACGUUAAGGAGUUUUGUACUAGGAUACGAUAACAGCACUUCUUUACAGUCCAGUGUUAGCUACGGGACUCGAGGGACAGACGACACACAGGACACCCAAGUGCACAUUCCAGUAGAGCGUCUGACGGUGUCUUACAGCCGGAGCGGUGGUCCUGGUGGUCAGCAUGUCAAUAAAGUCAACACCAAAGCAGAAGUCAGAUUUCACUUGCACACGGCAGACUGGAUCCCAGAAGAUGUUCGGCAAAAAAUCUUCGAAAAGAAUAAAAAUCGCAUCAAUAAAGCCGGGGAGCUGCUGGUGACCUCUGAGCUGAGCAGGAGUCAGCAGAGAAACCUGUCUGACUGUGUACAGAAGAUCUCCGCCAUCAUAGCUGAGGCCAGUAAGAAGCCCCACGAGCCAACAGCUGAGGACAUAGCUCUGAGAGCAGCCAGGUUAGAGAAGAGGAACAAGGAGCGACUUAAACAGAAAAAGAUCCAUUCAGCUACCAAGCACAGCAGACGAGUGGAUUUUGACUGACUGUUAGGCUUCCACCUUCCAUGGUCUGUCCUGUCAAUAAUAUAGAAUUUAUAUGUCCAGUGUUAAUUUUUUGUGUUCAAAUGCCAUUAAAAUAUAAGUAAGCAGAAUUUCUUUUUAUACAAAA